Molecule: messenger RNA, 2523 nt
Organism: Brugia pahangi
Lineage: Eukaryota; Metazoa; Nematoda; Chromadorea; Rhabditida; Onchocercidae
Source: the annotation of a GenBank genome assembly
AUGACUUAUAGCAUGAGUGCAGAAAAUGUAAGGCUUUGUCGUGGUGUCAAACGGCGUGGGCCAGACGAUACACAGGAUGAAUUGCUUGUGUUUGGCUACGCAUCACGAAUAUACGUAAACGAUGAUCGUGCCGAAUGGGUUGCAGAAGAACGACAUCUGAUAACACAUCCGGCAGAUUCGCAGUUACUGAUUGAUAGGUAUGACUGUCGCUUACAUCUUUCAAGUACAGAAGCAUUAGAUAUUGCAUGUAUUACUGGCGAAGGUUAUAGUCUACGUGGGAUUGGAUAUGACUGUCCUGCAGAAUUACUCGAAGAGGAAAUGUGUGAAGAAGAGCGAUAUAAAGAUAUGCAUGAAGAUAUAAAGAGACUUGAACAGGAAGAGGAAGAAAAGCGAAAGCGUGCCGAGAUUGCAUUUAAUUAUGAUGAAAAUUGUAAAGAAGCAACUAGUAGUAGUGAAGAAGAAAUUGAUGAACCAUUUCAACCUCCGGAAAAUAUCAAACUUCCAUUGGGCAUGAAUUUGCCGGAUACAAUGAAGCAGAAUGCUGUGAUAGAGCGUACAGCAACAUUUGUCGUUGCCCAAGGUCCUCAGAUGGAAAUAGUUAUCAAAGCAAAACAACGUGGAAAUCAGGAUCAGUUUGGUUUUCUGGAAUUUGAUCAUCCUUUGAAUGCUUAUUACAAAUAUAUCUCAAAACUGAUACGAGAAAAGAAGUAUACACCAAAAUCACAUGUUCCAAAGCGUCGUCCGAAAUUGAAAAAAUUACAACGUUUGGAAGAAGAAAAGCGACUGUUAGAGGAGCAACAGAAACAAAAAGAGGACGUAAAUAUUGGUUCUAAUUCUGAUAGCGAUUCGGGAUCUGAUAUCAGUGGAAAUUAUCUUCAUCCUUUGCUAAUGGGAGGAGCACGGAAAACCGAAUCCAGAAGUAGUUCUCCGGUAAUUGGUCCAAAAACAAAGGAAGAAAAUGACGUUGCUACCAAGAAACAGUUGCAAGUUGGAAAUGAUUACAAAUUGGGAAAGGCUGACGACAUGUAUUCUUCGCUCUUUAAGAAUCUCUCUGAUUUAGUUGUCACACAGACUAAAGCAACACAAGUUGCUGGAAGUAAAGAUGAAACUAUAGAAAAAACAAAAGAUUUGGAAAAAGGCGAUUACUAUGAAUGGUAUCUGAGUUUCUAUGGAGAACCACCACCAAGCAAUGAACAGCCGAGUGUGAUACCGCCACCACCUGACAUUAUGCCUACCGUCAAUAGCGCUGCUGAAUAUGUUGCCAGAUACGGAAUUCAAGCCGAACAAAUUUUAAUAGGGCGACAUGACCUUAACAUUGGAUUUUUGUGUGCUGACGGUCCUUAUUAUGGUUAUUAUCAUUCGCGUAUUCGAUAUUAUCAAAAGAUGCAUGCUUCCUACAUGCAGUCUCAAAAGAUGACGGGAGAUGCAGAAACAGAAGAAUGGAACACAGCGAAACAAGACAUAGAUAUUUCAGAAGGGUGUGAUGUGGAACAAUCCUGUAAAAGUGACAGUGACAUCAGUGAACAAUCGAACAAACCAUUUUCUGACUUACUGCAAGCACCUCCUCCUCCACCACCUUUUAUGAAUCGGAAAAUGCGUCGUCGAGGUUUCCAUGAUCCACCUCGUACACCUGAACCAACUGUGCAAAAUGUUGCUGAAGUUGGAGUAAUCGACUUUGAUGUCCAGCUAAAUGAAGUGCAGUCACUGCCAGCACUUUUGGAUAAUCCUGAGGAGCGAGAAGAAAGUUCAAACUCGUCAAUGAGAAAAACAGCAACGGGUCCAAUAUCUUUUUCGUUGAAUGUUCAAAAAGCAGAUGAUAAAAAAAUUCCAAAAAUAGCAAGCGCGGUUAAAUUUGAAGCAUAUGAUGACGAAAAUGGUGGAACAGAAGCGAUUGAUGUCCCACCUGGUGUUCUUAAUAACAUUCCUCCGCCAGGUUUAACAAUACCGCCACCUCCAGUUGCUCCAGUUCCUCUUUCCUCCGGGCAGCUUGCGGUAGAAGGUUCUGUUGAACUUCAGUCAGAACGAAAGCUAAAGGCACGCCUUUUUAUGGAGAAAAUUCUGAACGAGAAACGGGCUGCAAAAUUGAGAGCUCAAAAUGAGGAACAACUGAAACGUGAAAGCGAACUUUUAAAAAAGUACGAGGAAGCACGUGCUAGUUCAACUUCGUCGAUCGCCACAAAGUCGAAAAAUAAACGCGAUAUGAGUGAUGUGGAAGUGGUCUUUUCAACUUCCGCGAUUGAUCAACUAAUUAAUUCGCGAAUCGACAAAGUAAUCAGCGAAACGUUUAAAGAAAAGAAAGAUUCUAAACAUUCAAAAAGUCAUCAUCACAAAAAAGAAAAAAGGAAGAAGCAAGAAGGAAAACACGAUGAUAAUCGAUUAUUGGAUGAGUGUGGCAGUAAAUCAGGCAAACGCCAUAGGAGAUCGCGUGAGAGUUCUAGUUCGUCUGAGCGAAAAGUCUCAAAAAGAAAAAAAAAGAAGAAACGAAAACAUCGAUCUCGUGGUAGCGCCGAUGAAAGCAGAUGA